ACAGCAGUCUGUCUGUCAGACGCAUCCGCGCGAGGUGCACAAGAAUCAAUAUUAGUACAUCAAGACUUAUAGAAAAUAACAGAGAGGAAAAACAUUGCUCCUGAUGUUCUAGUUAUUAACACUGACCACAACGGAAUGACAGCGGGGGUUUGCGCAUCAUUUGUUCCCUAAAAGAUUUCUAAAUCAACACUGUUCUCGUGGAAACUGGUCCCUCCAUCUCUGGAAUAAUGAGCUCCUCGCCCCACAUGUCCCGUUCCUCCAUUGACGUCCUGGAAGAGCUGCAGCUCAUCACUGCUGAGAACCUGGAGAAGCUGGACUUUAAUAAAUACUAUGAGGUCAUUAGGGAGCUUGGCAAGGGCACCUAUGGCAAGGUGGACCUGGUCAUCCACAAGAACAGAGGCACGAAAAUGGCCUUGAAAUUCUUGCGGAAGAAAACCACUAAACUGAAGAGUUUCCUACGCGAGUACAGCAUCUCUCUCUACCUGUCACCCUGUCCUUUCAUCAUCAACAUGUAUGGCAUUGCCUUCGAAACUGACGAAUACUACAUCUUCGCUCAAGAGUAUGCACUGGCAGGCGAUCUCUUUGACAUCAUUCCUCCCCAGGUUGGACUGCCGGAGAACGUUGCCAAGCGGUGUGUGCACCAGGUGGCGAUAGCACUGGAUUACCUGCACUGCAAGAAGCUGGUGCAUCGUGACAUAAAGCCGGAGAACGUCCUCAUCUUUGACAAGGAGUGCCGGAAGGUGAAACUGUCAGACUUUGGCAUGACGCGGUGCGCUGGCUCUCCAGUGAAGCGGGUGAGUGGAACCAUCCCGUACACGGCUCCAGAACUGUGCGACCCCAGCCGGCAAGAGGGCCUGUGUGUAGACUACAGCACUGAUGUGUGGGCUUUCGGUGUACUUCUGUUCUGCAUGCUCACUGGGAAUUUCCCCUGGGAAAAAGCACUCCCGACUGACGCCUUCUACGAGGAGUUUGUGCGCUGGCAGCAUCGGCGGAGGCGAGCCAGCGCGGUGCCUUCACAGUGGCGCCGUUUCACUGACGAGGCGCUCCGCAUGUUCCGCUGCCUGCUGGCCAUCGAGCAGGACCACCGAUGCUCUGUCAAAGAGGUCUUCAGCUACUUCAACCACUGCUGGAUGCUCGACACUGAGAACGGCAACACCACCCAUGUCUCGGGCGGUAACGGCAACAACGGCACAGUGAUGAAUGGCCGUCAGGCUGAGCUUAGCUCUUCUUCCUCUGAAGAAGAUGAGUUGGUGGACCGUUUGAAGCAGCAGAGCUUGUCGCCUGUAUGUGGAGUAGCUAAAGGAGGCAUCGUCAUGGAGCCAGUGACGGCGCACUACUCCUCUACAUCCUCGAACAGCCCUGCUUCCUCCACUGGUGGCUAUGAGCGCAUCUCCCGUGAUAACAACGGCAACAAUGGUCGAAUCCUAGUCACGACACCGAUUGAAAUAUGCGUGUAGACAGGUCACUGGCAUUGACCAACCUUGCACAUAUAUUUGGGAUGACUAGAUGACAAUAAGGACUCAAGUCCUUGUGAAGCAAACGCGUCAGAAACGUUGGUAGCUGACGUACAAAUGCUCAGCAUCCCAAGAAGAGCAGACAGCUUGAAACUCUUCCUGAUGAUGAGUAUCUCCGAGGGAAUCUGUAAGACAAUCACCAGAGUCUGCAGAUUGUGUCUCAACCACGUUUUCCACGUAUAAUUAGACCAAAACGAAAGCAACUUUAGAAGAAUAGAAAAAAACUCUGCGAAAAUAUGAAGCAAUAUGUUGAUUUUGUUUUGUGCAUAAGUGAUUAAGUCAAAAAAGAUUUAAAAAAAAAACUGAUUUGGAACAUGAGGGAAAAAACAGCAAAAAACAUUUCAUGUGGAGACUUACGUGGUUUCAGAAGAACAGUAGGAACUGUGUUGGUAUUGUUUUGCGCUUGUGCAACCCUGUGGUCAGUGGAUAUGACUUUGGAAGCUUUAUAAGUGUGUUGUGUGUUGUAUUAUUCAUUUUGGUCUUGACCUUUUUGUUAUUCAUUUAAUGUUGUAGCAUUACAAUGUUAAAUUAUAAUUGGCUGAGAAUCUGCACUGUCAAAUCUCAGUUUGCUCACUAUUAAACCGAAACUGGCAAGAAAACAUCACUUGAUUUCAGAAGACUGUUAGGGAGGUUUGAAUGGUAGAUUGAAAAACUCUUUUUUUCUUAAGUAACAUAUAGAUGCAAUCCAUAUACAGCCCUUCUUGCAUUCAGAAACAGUUCUUUACAGGGCUGUGGGUGUACCACAAAAUGCAAGAGUGAUUUAGACAUGAUGGCUACCAGAAACACACUUCAAAAAUCAUUCAGCCACUGUGUGUUCAUAUAUUAAUACAGUAAAGAACGAUACCACAUUA
Sinocyclocheilus grahami is the source of this 2365-nucleotide messenger RNA. Its product is annotated as un-named sa1261. The transcript has 4 exons. Bases 228 to 1457 code for a protein of 409 amino acids. The record is from RefSeq and is a predicted model, not a curated record. Gene Ontology annotation, molecular function: protein serine/threonine kinase activity; ATP binding. Gene Ontology annotation, biological process: protein phosphorylation. NCBI's taxonomy places the organism in Eukaryota, Metazoa, Chordata, Actinopteri, Cypriniformes, Cyprinidae.